AUGGACCCAGACGCCCAGCCAGUAACCACCAUUGCGCCAGACUCAGGUGUCCCGGCAGAGGAUGCACCUGCUGAAAACACACCUCCCUCAGUAAUCAGUUCCCCCAGUCCUGACAACCAAGAAGGUGGUGCCUCAGGUACCACAGCUGGCACCAGUGCUUCCGUUGAUGUGAUUGUUGAUUCGUCUGAUCUUUCCAACAUCCUUAAAACAAAGCCCAUAGUGGAGUGUGUUGGGAAGGAGGAGAUCGAAGAGAGCAAAGCUUUCAAGACUGUAGUCACUACAAGUGACUGUGAGGAAACUAAAAAAAUUCUUGAAGAGAGCAGCAUAUACUGUUCGACCGAAGACUGCCAUGUGAAAGUCUUCCAGGAGGGACAAAACAUGCAGAUGGUCUCGAAAGAUGCUAAACCAAAUGUCGUGCUUGAAGCCCUCAAAGGGGAAUUGAAAGACAAGUUGGGAGUAACAAAAGUGGAGGAACCAUCGUCUUCAUCAUCGGGCCGCUCUGUCUUUGUGGGCGUCCUGAUUACCGGUCUGCUGGUUGCGGCUGCCAUUGUUGCUGCGUACUGCAAAUGCCAGCGCCGACCUGACAGCAAAGGAGUGAAAUUAGCAGAGGAGGCUUAUCCAGUGGAUCAGCAGAACCAGGGAAACACCCUUGUGUCCGUAGCUCCACUUAUCCCCCCGACAGAAACCCAAGAGAAACCCAAUGUGAACGGGGAAUCUCCUGAAGCUGCCAAGACCGAGUCUCCUCCCACUAAUGGCCACUCCGCCACUAAGACUGCAGACACCGAGCUGUGA
This is a messenger RNA of Nerophis lumbriciformis (worm pipefish), 792 nucleotides long. NCBI's taxonomy places the organism in Eukaryota, Metazoa, Chordata, Actinopteri, Syngnathiformes, Syngnathidae. The record is from RefSeq and is a predicted model, not a curated record.